Molecule: messenger RNA, 471 nt
Organism: Drosophila obscura
Lineage: Eukaryota; Metazoa; Arthropoda; Insecta; Diptera; Drosophilidae
Gene: Tim10
Product: mitochondrial import inner membrane translocase subunit Tim10
Exons: 2
Coding region: 1-279 (92 amino acids)
Biological process (GO): protein insertion into mitochondrial inner membrane
Cellular component (GO): mitochondrial inner membrane
Source: RefSeq, a predicted model, not a curated record
AUGGAUAUGUCCCAGAUCAGCCCGGCCGACCAGGCCAAAGUACAGCUCAUGCAAGAAAUGGAAAUUGAAAUGAUGUCCGAUUUAUAUAACCGCAUGACAAAUGUAUGCCACAAGAAGUGUAUACCACCGCGCUAUUCGGAGUCAGAAUUGGGAAAGGGUGAGAUGGUCUGCAUCGACCGCUGUGUGGCCAAGUAUCUGGACAUUCAUGAGAAGAUUGGCAAGAAGCUGACGGCCAUGUCCAUGCAGGACGAGGAGCUCAUGAAGAAUAUGUCAAGUUAAUGCGUUUACAUACAAAAACACCUGUCAUAUUGGCACCAUUUCCUACUCAACCAAAUCGUAUUGUUUCCUGUUCCCCUACCGGCUGGAGCCCAAAGUGCAUUUCGAGCGGUACGAUAUGUUGUUUAAGGUGCAUGUACAAACACACAAAUCUAAACAAUAAAUAACACAUUUAUGCGUGCUGUGUAAUACUGA